Molecule: messenger RNA, 6230 nt
Organism: Musca domestica (house fly)
Lineage: Eukaryota; Metazoa; Arthropoda; Insecta; Diptera; Muscidae
Gene: didum
Product: unconventional myosin-Va
Exons: 15
Coding region: 379-5967 (1862 amino acids)
Biological process (GO): vesicle transport along actin filament; actin filament organization
Cellular component (GO): myosin complex; actin cytoskeleton; cytoplasm
Molecular function (GO): ATP binding; microfilament motor activity; actin filament binding
Source: RefSeq, a predicted model, not a curated record
CGGUAGCUGACGUUGAAGACGGCUGUCAGAUUUUUCAUUGAAACUUGUCUCGCAUAAAGUUUAAAGCUAAAUUUUCGUUUUUUUUGCUGUUAAAUUUCCCGUUAACGGAGUGAUUAUCUCUGUGAAUUUUCGAUCAAAAAUUGUGUUAACAGUCCUUGUAGUACAAUAAACUCCAAUCGGCGAUUACAAACAACAUUUGAGGAAAAAAAUACAUGUAACAGUUGUAACAGUAAAUUGUGUAAAGUUUAGAAUGUAACAGCAAAAAGGCAAACAAACACACAUUUUCAUGGUUUUGGAUAGUUUGUUUGGAAAAUCAACUGAUGCCGGAGAAGUUGCGUUGGGAUAUUAGCUCAGUUUCCAAAAAUCUUUUCGGAAAUAAUGUCAAGUGAAGAACUUUAUGCAAAGGGAUGUAAAGUUUGGUUACCAAACUCGGACACAGUAUGGGAAAGUGCAGUAUUGGAGGAAAAUUAUCAGAAAGGCAAAACCAGCCUUAAAGUACAACUCGAAAACGGAAAACUUCUUGAUGUACCUGUGAAGCAGGAUGGCAGCGAUUUGCCACCACUGCGAAAUCCUGCAAUUCUUAUUGGACAAAAUGAUUUGACGUCGCUGUCGUAUCUCCAUGAGCCAGGGGUGUUACACAACCUUCGCGUACGGUUUUGUGAACGACAGAUCAUAUACACCUAUUGCGGUAUUAUUUUAGUGGCCAUAAACCCGUACGCAGAACUGCCGCUGUAUGGAUCAAACAUUAUCAGAGCAUACCGCGGCCGUUCCAUGGGCGAGUUGGAGCCACACAUAUUUGCAUUAUCCGAGGAGGCUUAUACCCGGCUAGAAAGGGAGAAAUGCAAUUUAAGUAUUAUUGUGAGUGGUGAAUCUGGAGCCGGUAAGACAGUGUCGGCUAAAUAUGCUAUGCGUUAUUUUGCUGCAGUUGGCGGUUCUGAGUCGGAGACUCAGGUUGAACGCAAGGUGUUGGCGUCUUCGCCGAUAAUGGAGGCUUUCGGCAACGCAAAGACCACACGGAAUGACAACAGUUCUCGUUUUGGAAAAUUCACAAAAUUAUUAUUUAAGAAUAACAUGGGUGUAAUGCAUUUAACUGGCGCCACAAUGCAUACAUAUCUUUUGGAAAAGUCGAGAGUGGUCUUUCAGGCCAUGGGAGAGCGUAAUUACCAUAUUUUUUAUCAAUUGUGUUCGGCUAGGAACGAUCAUCCCGAGCUAAUCUUGGAUCACCAGGAUAAAUUUAAAUACCUUAACAUGGGUCAAUCUCCUGAUAUUGAUAAAGUUUCUGACAAGGAUCAAUUUAAAGAAACUAUACAAGCUAUGGACAUUUUGGGAUUUGACGCCAGACAGAUUUCAGAUAUUUUGAAUAUUCUGGCAGCAAUUUUGCACUUGGGAAAUGUUAAGUUUAGCCAUAAAUUAAAAAAGAAUUCCGAGGAAAUUGAUCCCGACGGCUGCGAAAUAUACCAUGAUGACUUACAUUUACGUGUACUUGGAGAAUUAUUGAAAAUUAACUCUGAUGAAUUGAGAAAAUGGCUAAAAACUCGUCAAAUUGAAUCGGUUAACGAACUAGUACUAAUACCAAUUAAUAUUGCCACAGCGGAGGCGGCCAGAGAUGCCCUUGCCAAGCACAUAUACGCCCGACUGUUUCAAUAUAUUGUCAGUGUCAUAAAUAAAGGCUUAAACAAUGACCGCAAACAAUCUUGCUUCAUUGGUGUAUUGGAUAUAUAUGGGUUUGAGACAUUCGAGAUCAACUCCUUCGAACAAUUCUGCAUCAACUACGCAAAUGAGAAGUUGCAACAACAAUUCAAUCAACAUGUUUUCAAAUUGGAACAAGAAGAGUACUUGAAAGAGGGUAUAAGUUGGACCAUGAUAGAUUUCUAUGACAAUCAACCAUGUAUUGAUUUGAUCGAAUCCAAGUUGGGCGUAUUGGAUCUUUUGGAUGAAGAAUGCAGGAUGCCCAAGGGAUCGGAUGAAAGUUGGGCUAGGAAAUUAGUGGAAAAAUGUGCAAAAUAUUCACAUUUUGAAAAGCCCCGAUUUGGAAAUACAAGUUUUUCUGUCAAACAUUUCUCCGAUACUGUGGAAUAUGAUGUCAUGGGAUUCCUGGAGAAAAAUCGUGACACGGUUUCCAAAGAACUAGUUAAUGUCUUGCGUUCAUCGAAGAUGUCUCUGUGCAAGCAAUUAAUGGAAAUGGAAGAAAUCGAUACUCUGAGUGCAGAUGCUGCAAAAACACAUACCUUGGGCGGUCGUGUUGUUAUAAGUGCAGCUCGAAAACAGGGCGAGGUAGCCACUGAACCGAGACGAAGAGUUACUCCAUCGAAGCAGCAUAGGCGAUCUGUGGGCUCACAAUUUCGUGAUAGUUUAUCCUCACUUAUUGCAACUUUGCAUGCCACCACUCCGCAUUAUGUACGCUGCAUAAAACCCAACGACGACAAGGUAGCCUUCAAAUGGGAUGCCCCCAAAAUUGUACAGCAGCUGAGAGCUUGUGGUGUUUUGGAGACUGUGCGUAUUUCUGCAGCGGGUUUUCCCUCCCGUUGGUCUUACAUGGACUUCUAUAUGCGCUAUCAGCUGCUAUGCCAUCGAUCCUUGAUCAAUAAAAACGAUCUCAAACAGACGUGCCGUAAUAUUGUACAAAAGUGGAUAACGGAUGAAGACAAGUAUCGGUUUGGCAACACUCAGAUAUUCUUCAGAGCCGGCCAAGUGGCUUAUUUGGAACAGAUAAGAGCUAAUCUUCGAAAGAAAUACAUAAUUACCAUUCAAAGUGUUAUACGUCGUUUCAUUUGUCGUCGCCGCUACCUUCGACUGCAACGAACUGCAUUAGGAAUUCAACGUUAUGCACGGGGCUAUUUGGCCAGAAAGAAGGCUCAAGCUGUGCGUGAAGCCCGUGCUGCCAUAGUUAUAUCGAAAUAUGCUCGAGGUUGGCUGUGUCGCCGGCGUUAUUUGCGCUUGCGCAGAUCUAUCUGUGGGAUUCAGCAAUAUGCCAGAGGAAUGCUGGCCCGACGUCGAUUCCAAGAAGCCAUGGACCACUAUCGUGCCGUACAAAUUCAGCGCUUCGUCCGGGGAUAUUUGGCUCGAAGAGCAUACCACAAGCGCAGAAGGCAAAUCAUUAUUUGCCAGUCGGCGGUGCGCAGAUUUUUGGCGAAACGUCAAUUUAAGGCUUUGAAAGCAGAGGCUAAAACCAUUUCCCACAUACAGAAUUUGUACAAGGGUUUGGAGAACAAGAUUAUUUCCAUGCAACAGCGUAUCGAUGAUUUGAAUAAAGAAAAUAGCCAUCUAAAACACAAGAACAGCGAGAUAUCGGUACUGAAAAUUAAAUUGGAAACAAAGAAAAACUUGGAACAUGACUUGAAGAACUUGAGGGUCAUUGCUGCCGAGAGAGAAGAAAAGAUUGCGUCUCUAACCAAACAACUGGAAGUAGAAAGAGAUGAGAAAAUGCAGCUGGUAGAAGAGAAUGCCCGCAAUCAAGAGGAGUGGACCAAACAGAAGCUGAUUUUGUCCACGGAGAAUGAAGAUCUGCGUAAGCAGUUGGAAGAAACGACUGAACGAUUGAAGCUGGCUGAUUCGGGCUAUCAACGUGACCGAGUGAUUACCGACAUUGACAACAACGAAAUCCACGAAGUGUAUCGCAAAGUCCUGAAAGAAAAAGAAAUCUUGGAGAAUGAAAACUAUCAUUUGAAAUUAGAUCUGCAAUUGCUGCAAAAACAAUCCGGCAUAGUUGGGGACUAUAUUCCUCCAGUGUCGCAUCAUGUACGAUCCAUUAGCAAUGCAUCGAGCCAUACAGAAGAUGAUACCGGAUAUGGCUCCACCAAGUAUCUUUUAGAUCAAAAGAACAAUCACUCGCUAAAUGUGAACGAUGUCAGCCGAACUUCGCCGGAAGCAUUCCGACGCAAUAUGGAUAUGACCUCAACGCCUAAGAGCGAGAAUACCGUGAUCCUUAUAAAACUACGCAACCUCUUGGAGGAAGAAAAGAAGUACAACAAGGCGAUCAAGAGUCAACUGGACAAAGCUAUUGGUUUGCACAGGCCAACCGAAGAUUCGCUUCGCGUGUCCGAACUCGAGGUUGAAAAUGAAAAAUUGCGCCAUGAUUACGAGCUACUUCGUCAGAGCAUACGCAAUGGAGCUGAGAUGCACGAACUGGAAGCCCAACACAGUGCUUUGCAAGAAGAAUUGAAACGGCGACGGGAAGAGUGUAUUCAGCUAAAAUCCGUACUCCAACAACAGACGCAAUCUUUGAAAUCAUUCGGCAACGAUAGCCUUUCGUUGAGGAACUCGGAUACAAAUAGUCUACAGGAUAACGAACUCAUGGAUGCUUUCCAAGCACAAAAAAUGGUAAAUAAACAGUUGGAAUUGGAACUGAGGGCCUUGACAGAGGAGAAUAACGCCCACUUUGCUGAGCUGACACGUCAAAUAGAAGACUUGCGUGACGAGAACAAUCAACUGCAGGAAGUAUUGCAGGGCGGUGUGGACGAGACGGUGGAUGCCAGCGAUCCCAAUGUUUUGCAACAAACCAAUCGUUAUUUGAAACACGAGCUUAAGAAGUCCAUGCUUCAAUACUCACAAGUACAGGAAGAAUUGAAUGCUUUCAUCAAGAAGUUUGAAGCUUUGAAACACAAGAGCGACAAAUUAACACUAAGACUUCAAGAACACGGUAUUUCGGAGCAUGUCUCUCCCAACAAAGAGGCGAAUAUAACCAAUGCCGUCUCCAGUAUUACCAUGACCAAUUCGGAUGUGGCUGUGGGAAAACAGAAACCGAAAAAUUAUCAAGGGCUAAUGAAGUUCCGCAGUGAAGAUAUUGAUAGAAUUUUCCAACGUUUGGUCAGCGACAUGACAGCCAGAGUGGCCAUAGGCCUUUUGCCAGGCUUCCCAGCCUAUGUUCUUUUCAUGUGUAUACGUUAUACGGAUCUCAUAAAUGCGGAUGAGGAUGUACAAACUCUACUCAGUAAAUUUGUAAAACAAAUCAAGAAAGUACAUCGCAAUGCCCAUGUGACCGAGUAUCGCAUUUUGUGGUUGGUCAACUCAAUAACUUUACUGAAUCUUCUUAAGCAAUACGGCGAUGUAGAGGAAUAUGUGAAGUUUAAUACGGAUAAGCAAAACCAACAACAGCUAAAGAACUUCAAUUUGUUUGAAUAUCGUCGUGUCAUCUUGGAAAUCAUAAUGAAACUAUACGAGGCUCUGGUAAGACAAAUUGAAGGAUUGCUUGAGCCGUAUAUAGUUCCGGCAAUUCUGGACAAUGACGAGAUACAGCGCGGGCCCUCACAGACCGGUUUACUGGGCAGAAGUCAGUCGAAUAACAAUUCGCCAGAACAUGUCAAAAUGGCCGCUUGGAAACAACUGAUUCAUCAGUUGGAACAUUUCUACAAACAAUUUACCCACUUUGGACUGGAUCGUUGCUAUUCAGAGCAAAUAUUUAAUCAAAUUAUGUAUUUCAUAUGUGCAGUGGCAAUGAAUUGUUUGAUGCUCAGGGGUGAUAUCUGCAUGUGGGAAACUGGGAUGAUAAUUCGAUACAACCUGGGUCACAUUGAGGACUGGGUGAGAGACAAGAAAAUGCCCAAUGAGGUCCUAACUCCUUUGGCUCCCCUAAAACAAGUUUCACAAUUAUUGCAAUCUCGUAAAAGCGAAAAUGAUGUUCAAAGUAUUUGCGAGCUGAGUACCCAUUUGAAUACAGCCCAAGUGUUAAAGAUAAUGAAAUCGUAUAAAUUGGAUGACUAUGAAAAUGAAAUUACAAAUAAGUUCCUUGAAAAACUAACCGAGAAACUUAACGCUCGUAAUAUGGUAAGUCUCUACGAUUUGUUUUCCAUUAAAAGAAAAACUCUAAACAUUGAAUAUUUCCUUUCACAGAUUCAAAAUGACGAAUUUACCAUGGAUCAGAAAUUUAUACAUGCCUUCAAAGUUGUUUUCAAGUACAGCGACAUUAAGUUGGAAGAAAUUGAAAUCCCAAAACACUUGGGCUUAGAUGAUUUGCUGCAAAAAAUUUAAUUAAAUCUGGGCCGUAGUUCCCAUGCAACGUAAACAUUCCUAAAACCACCUAUUAGUUUUGUUAGUAUUUAUACACACACACAAAAAUUUCAAACACUUUGUUUUGUUUUUAACACAACAUUCCAAAACCAUACUUUGUAAAGUGCUUCCGUAAAAAAAUUGUAGAUGUAAUUGGAUACCUUAUGAGUGGAACUCAAAAUUUGUAUGCAACAAUUGCCUUAUUGCCUUUGUAAAAGAACGAAACGAAACAAUGGAUACCUGAU